Botrytis deweyae is the source of this 818-nucleotide messenger RNA. RefSeq lists its product as uncharacterized. Lineage: Eukaryota; Fungi; Ascomycota; Leotiomycetes; Helotiales; Sclerotiniaceae. Gene Ontology annotation, biological process: pyridoxine biosynthetic process. Gene Ontology annotation, molecular function: FMN binding; pyridoxamine phosphate oxidase activity. The transcript is spliced from 2 exons. The record is from RefSeq and is a predicted model, not a curated record. The coding region runs from base 1 to 750 and encodes 249 amino acids.
AUGAGGUUAACUUCAAAUCUUCUUUUUCGUCCUUCAAUCCUCAAAAUGGCACUUCAUCCUCCACCAAAUAACUCCAAACUCAUUUUCGCUCCCGCCAACGAUAAAACCAAUGCCCAAGCAGAUCAAUUCGUAAAAGGUGCACUCGAUCGUAAAGAUCUCGAUUCCAAUCCUCUCACACAAUUUCAUUCCUGGUUUUCCCACGCACAAAAAAAUGGGGUUUACCAUCCAGAAACCGUUUGUCUAUCAACUGCCAAUUUACCUUCCGGUCGAGUAUCAGCACGUAUGGUAUACUUGAAAGAAUUAGAUGCCAAAGGAGGAUUUGUUAUAUAUAGCAAUUGGGGAACAAGUAAAAAAGCGAAAGAUAUUGCGGAAAAUAAAUGGGCAAGUCUUACAUUUUGGUGGCAAGAAUUAGAAAGACAGGUUAGAGUUGAGGGAAAGGUAGAGAGAUUACCUGAUGAGGAAAGUCAAAUUUAUUAUGAUUUAAGGGCGAGGGGUAGUAGGAUUGGUGCUUGGGCUAGUCCGCAGAGUCAGGUAUUGAAGGGGAGAGAGGAAUUGGAAGAGAGAGUUAAGGAGGUUGAAAAGAGAUUUGAGGGUCAGGAAAAGAUACCAGUACCGGAAUUUUGGGGAGGGUUAAGAAUUAUACCGGAAAUGGUAGAAUUUUGGCAAGGGAGAGAUAGUAGAUUACAUGAUCGAUUUCAAUAUGAGAAGAAAGAGGAUGGAGAAUGGGAUAUUCAAAGGUUAAGUCCAUGAGAAAGGGGGAAAUCAGACAUGUAAAAAUAAGAUUUGUACAACACAACUCAAUUGAUAUAUUAAUAUAC